CACUGCUUGUCCACCUUUCUUUUUGUUGUUUGCUGCAGACGUGAGCGCGUGGCUCGGUGUGACUAAUUUUGUGAAAAAGUCUGAAGUCUCGAAUUUUCCUAGUUUUCAAAGCCAAAAAACAACCGUAAAAAUGAAAAUCUACAAGGAUAUCAUCACCGGCGACGAAAUGUUUGCUGAUACCUACAAAAUGAAGCUUGUAGAUGAAGUUAUUUACGAAGUAUACGGAAAAUUAGUAUCCCGUUCUCAGGGUGAAAUUAAUAUCGAAGGCUUCAACCCAUCGGCUGAGGAAGCUGAUGAGGGCACCGAUUCUGCCGUCGAAACUGGCGUUGAUGUCGUAUUAAAUCACCGUCUGCAAGAAUGUUUCGCGUUCGGAGACAAGAAAUCGUUCACACUCUACCUCAAGGAUUACAUGAAGAAAGUUUUGGCCAAGUUGGAGGAAAAUGCUCCUGAUCAAGUUGAAGUAUUCAAAACCAACAUGAACAAAGUAAUGAAGGAAAUACUUGGACGUUUCAAGGACUUGCAGUUUUACACUGGCGAAUCAAUGGAUUGUGAUGGUAUGGUAGCCAUGUGUGAAUACCGCGAAAUCGACGGUACGAGUACACCCGUUCUCAUGUUCUUCAAGCAUGGACUCGAUGAGGAGAAGUGUUAAAAGGCGAAACACCAAUAAUCACAAUACCUUAUACAAAUAUACAAUAAUUAUUUCUGUUUAGUAAAUAUCUUAAGUUGCAUUUGCGAAAAUUUCCCUUAACAUAUUGUCCAGAUCAGAAGCGAAUUUAAAAAUUGUAUGAUAUAUAUUUUUGGUCUAGCUUUGAAUAUUAUAAACUUUACAACCUAACACUCUUCAUUGUAACUAAAAGCGAUUAUGUAUUUUUGUUUUGUAUGGAAAACGUCCAUUUCUGCCUAAUCAAUUGUGCUAAUUGCUCAAGGCAAUUGAAUUAUUAGAAAAUGAAUCAGUUGAAAGCUUGUGUAUACCUAAUCGAGUAAUUUUUUUU
Messenger RNA from Ceratitis capitata (Mediterranean fruit fly), 992 nucleotides. RefSeq names its product translationally-controlled tumor protein homolog (gene Tctp). Bases 131 to 649 code for a protein of 172 amino acids. Gene Ontology annotation, cellular component: cytoplasm. The transcript has a single exon. Gene Ontology annotation, molecular function: calcium ion binding. NCBI's taxonomy places the organism in Eukaryota, Metazoa, Arthropoda, Insecta, Diptera, Tephritidae. The record is from RefSeq and is a predicted model, not a curated record.